This is a messenger RNA of Pelmatolapia mariae (spotted tilapia), 828 nucleotides long. It is a transcript of the gene myf5, whose product is annotated as myogenic factor 5. Gene Ontology annotation, biological process: skeletal muscle cell differentiation; regulation of transcription by RNA polymerase II; positive regulation of skeletal muscle fiber development. Gene Ontology annotation, molecular function: RNA polymerase II cis-regulatory region sequence-specific DNA binding; DNA-binding transcription factor activity, RNA polymerase II-specific; protein dimerization activity. The record is from RefSeq and is a predicted model, not a curated record. Bases 1 to 828 code for a protein of 275 amino acids. The transcript is spliced from 4 exons. Lineage: Eukaryota; Metazoa; Chordata; Actinopteri; Cichliformes; Cichlidae.
AUGUGGGCCCUGGGCUUUGGCCUCGGGGCAUAUAAGGGGGGCCUGGGGCAACAGACCCCUCAUAUCACUCAGAGGUCUCUUCUCUUUCACCCAAACUCAGCCAUGGAUGUCUUCUCGCCAUCACAGGUCUACUAUGACAGAGCAUGUGCUUCCUCUCCAGACAGCCUGGAUUUCGGCCCAGGCAUGGAGCUUGCUGGCUCCGAGGAGGACGAGCACGUCAGGGUUCCAGGAGCCCCCCACCAGCCAGGACAUUGCCUCCAGUGGGCCUGUAAGGCCUGCAAGCGCAAGUCGAGCUUUGUGGAUCGCAGACGGGCUGCCACCAUGCGCGAGCGCCGGCGGCUGAAGAAGGUGAACCACGCUUUUGAGGCUUUGAGGCGUUGCACUUCGGCCAACCCCAGCCAGCGCCUGCCCAAGGUGGAGAUCCUGCGCAACGCCAUCCAGUACAUCGAGAGCCUGCAGGAGCUGCUACGAGAACAGGUGGAAAACUUUUAUGGCCUACCUGGAGAGAGCAGCUCUGAGCCUGGAAGCCCGCUGUCCAGCUGUUCUGAUGGCAUGGCUGACAGCAACAGUCCAGUGUGGCAACAGCUGAAUGCAAACUACAGCAACAGCUAUUCAUAUGCAAAGAACAAUAACAUGGAUGAUAAGGCAGCUGGAGCGUCCAGUCUGGAGUGCCUGUCCAGUAUCGUGGACCGCCUGUCCUCGGUGGAGUCCAGCAGCUGUGGGCCGGCUGGCCUUAGAAACACAUCCAGCUUCUCCCCCGGCAGCUCUGACUCACAGCCCUGCACACCGGAGAGCCCCGGAUCCAGGCCCGUCUACCACGUCCUGUGA